Trichobilharzia regenti is the source of this 6192-nucleotide messenger RNA. The record is from the annotation of a GenBank genome assembly. Lineage: Eukaryota; Metazoa; Platyhelminthes; Trematoda; Strigeidida; Schistosomatidae.
AUGGGUACAACGAAGAUCAGUUUAUGUGUGAUUUCCCUGGGACAUGAUAGUGAUGAAGAAGCCUUCAAUACUCUUUAUUGUUCCCUUCAAACUCACUAUGAAUUUACAUUCAUCCGAAGUGCUCUUUCAAAAAGUGAAUAUCUUAUCGAUAGUUGCAAACGUAAUUCUCUGUCCGACUCAUCAGAGGUGCACAGCGAUAUUGGCAUAUCAAGUUCUGCCGGCAGGCAGCCAAUUUGGUUAAGAUUUACGAAAGAGCACAACCCGAUCAACAAUGCAUGGAGUUGUUUUCAGUCUUAUCGUGCUACUGUCGGACUGCUUGCAUUCACAUGGUGUGCUAGUCGUCAGGAAAUUGAAGCAGGCAUUAGAGAUUAUGCGAAACAUAAAAAAAUUAUGUCGGAUACACUCUUGGAGAGUCAUCUCUUCCUAUUGAUCAAACCUCUGAUUAACGAAAGUGAUUCAUUAUCAGUUGAGGAAGCAAAUUCACUUGUGGCUGAGAAAAUAAAAGAAGACUCUUUAUUACUGGGCGAAGUUACCUGUCAUCCAUCAAACCAUCUGUUUGAAGAGGAAAAUAUUCUAAAGGAUUCCGGUGUUUAUACUACCACAGAUGAAUGUUCUGUAGCUGAAAAAUCACCCAAUCCAAUUAGACCACCAUUCAUUAAUCAUCGAAUCAGUUCAGUGCUUCAGGAAUUAGUUACAACUAUUUAUUGGAGCCUAAAGAAAAUGAUCACAGCUCGAUGUUCAAGUGAUAUAAAAUUUAAGAAAAAGGAAACUCAAUCAUCUAAAGAACAAGGUGACUCUAAUGAUGAUGUUUUGAUGGCUCCGGAAGAGAAUGAAACCAAAUGGAAUAUUGUUGAUGAGGCUAAAAGAAGAGUAUUGGGUCGUACAAAUGCGUUAUCAGCUUUGUCAUCAUUCACAGAACGAUCAGGGGCAAUUAGCUCCGUUAGUGCUCAAGCUGAUGUAAGUUUUGAGUGGUUCGGAUUUAUUAAACAGAAAAGAGCAACUGGACGAUUGAAAAAGUAUUUGGUUCAGUAUAAUAUCGCUAUUGAACAUUUGAAACCGAUUGGUGAUAAUUUAUGGCUUGCUGGCGCCCUUGAAGGUCUUUGUGCUGUUGGUAUGUGUCGACAUGAUCAUUUCUCAAAUCUUAGUUCAAUGCGACCGAAAUCUAUGCAUCAACGUCCUUUAGGUGAACAUUUAUCUAAUGGUGAAUUCAGGAAAUCGCAUUCACAAGAAUCAGAUAUGUUAGAACACUCUACAUCUUCAAGUCUAGAUUUGGCCUCAUCGAAAUCUCAUCAUCCUAUUAUCAUAUCAUCUACUGAUUGCUGUAAUUAUGCUUUGGAGACAAUGGAGUUGUAUAAUAAGGUUGAAUUAAAUCCUUUUCUUUUCGAAGAGUUCAAGUUUAAGGUGAUUCGUUUACUUAUCACUGAAUCACAAAAACGUAAAGCCUGUGAAAUUCUUGAUUCAUUGAUCACAUCAUCUCUUUCCAGAUUUUGUCCAGAGGAUCCAUGUUCAGUUAAACGUUACCUGACUAUUGUUAAUUUGUAUAAAGCAAUGAAUUUUAAUCGUAAGGCUAGUUUAGCUCUUUGGCUUUUAACUGGACCGCAUAAUUUGAAUCUUGUUGACUUUGAACAUGAUACUCUAUUAACUGGUUUAAAAAUUCAAUCACCUUAUUCGCCUAAUUUUACUCAAAUACCACCGACAGAUACAAAAUUACUCAGCAAUGAUAAUGGUAAUAAUAACAAUAACUGUAAAGAGUUAAUUUAUUCACCGAAUGAAAAUCGACGUCCAUCUAGUGCUAUUUGUCGAUUAAUUACAAAUCCACCAUUAUGGAGUCCAUUGAUUGUAUUGAAUCAGGUGAAUAGUCCAACGCGUAUCACAACUGCAACCACAAGCACAUCUAAUACAACAACAGGAACACUGAUGCAUACUGGAGGCGCUGGAUUGAAUACAACAACAACAACCACAUCAUCAUCAUUAACUGGUGUAAUCAAUAAAUUUAAAUCAUUACAUUAUAUUACACGUUAUCUUAGUUCAACUUUAAACUCUCAUUUGAAUAAUUUAUAUGCAUCAAAAUCAUCAAUACAAUUUCGUUCAGUUGGUUGGUGUGAAUUACAAUUAAGUGUAAUGCAUUAUUUUAUAAAUCAGUAUAAAACAAAUAUUAAUUUAGAAGAUGCUUCAGAAAUUUCCUGGGAUAAUGGAUUAAAGCUUAUUGGGUACUGUUUCUCGGUACUUGAUAGUUGGCCUGAAUAUACAGAUGAAGCAAGUUGUAUAUCAUGCAUGGAUGAUUUAUGCCGUUUAGCUGUACUUCGUUGUCCUGACCAACCGGUUAGUGCACCUAGUAUGACUAUACUGAAUUAUCAAUCGAGUGGGGGACGUUCUAGGCGAUGGCCACGAAGUCAUCGAGUAAUGUACUCAAAUGGUUAUUAUUCUUAUUAUUCGAAUGGGAAUAAUGAAGGAAUUCAAACCAGGGCUAAUGAAAGACAAAUGUUGGACUUGGUUGAAAUACCAGUGCAUCAACUACCACUAGUUCGAUCAAUUAUUAUACCUCCAUUACCAAGUCAUUUGAUACCUCAUUCAAUUUCUAAAAAUGCAGCAGAAAGUGUAGUACCAUUAAGUAAAAGUCGUGUAGUUGUUAUUCGUGCUGACCGAAGCCAAUCCAAACAACCUGAGACAGCAUGCUCAGCAGAAUUUACUAAACCUUCUGCUGUUGAUUGGGUUUGUGAAGAACCUGGAUACAUUGAGUUAAUAGUUGAUAACAAAUUACCUAUGGAUCUAAGAAUAUCUGGUGUGCAUGUUGAAUUGAUGCCAAUCACCGGUGGAUUAACAAAAGAACCCUCUCCGAAUCGUGUAUCAUUUACAACAUCAGACUAUGAUUCAUCGUUCAGUAGUAAUACGAUGAAUGGGUGCUCGGACAAUCUAUCAAGCCUAAUUCAUUUGGAGGCAAUCUGUCUAGUUGUAGAAACGCCACAAGCAACUAAAAUUCUAUCAACAAAACAGUUGGGCACCUGUCAGUUGGAAGACACAAAAAAUCAAAAUAAAGAGAAUGGAUUUUCUGGCCAAUUGGAAAAUAAUUGUCUUUUGGAAGAAGCUGACUUACGCCGUCAAUUUCCCAAUUCUAGUGUGGAAUGCUUUUGGCGAAAAGCUACUGUAGAUGUAAACUGUAAACUGCCAUCACGUACUAAUGGAAUCAAGUUGUCUAUCGGUGUAAUUCCAACUGUAGAUAUGCUUUUUACAGGCACUUCAUCUGAUGAACCAAAUCCAUGUUCUCAAUAUAGAGUUGUUGGAAUUACUUAUCGUCUUGUAGACUGUGGUGGAAUGCGAGUAUGCCUACGACCACCAUUCAAAUAUAUUUAUUCGAUGUCUUCAUGUGGUGUUGGUGGUGGUGUUGAAUUAUUUCAUAGAGGACGUGAAAGACAUCCAAGUUGUUCAUCUUCAUCAACAUUGUCAACUGUACGUUCUUCUUGGACAUUUGGUUCAGAGCCUAUAUUUCCAUCAAAUAAUGCUUCAGGCGCCUAUGAUUUUGACAAUGAACACUUAUUAUCUAAUGUAUUAGGUAUACAAUUUUCAUUAUUACCAAUGAUUAGAUUACAACCUGCUAUGCCAAGAUUAUGUAUAUUUCCAGGUCGUAUUUGUAGUGCAUUUGAUUUAACAGAGGCUAUGAAUAUCUUGAAAGAUGAAGUGAAUGUUAAGCAUACAUGUGAUUUAACCAAGCAAAUGCACACUCUUGGUCUAUCGAAAUUUCGUGUUCCUGAUCCGUCCAAAUGGUCUAAUCGUGUAGCAGCUGUGUUAGACCUGUCCAUAUUUCCAUAUGAGACUAGAUGUCCUGACAACAUUUAUGAUUGUGAUGGUUAUUAUUGUUCACUAAAACGUCAUCUCAAUCUGCUGCAUGUCAACGUCAAGUCGGUAUCAACAAGUUUAUCAUUGUUGACUAAAUUAAACUUGACUGCAGCUGAUUUUAUCCAAUGCAUUGGUAUUGAAGACAUUCGUAGAAAGUUUCCUUUACCCGUAGAAAAUUAUGAGGUUCCAAGUUCACUGCCUAAUGAAUACUCUGAUUUUGAUGAACACUUCUUACCGUUAUACGCUACUCAUGUGGGUGUAAUUUGGUUACGAUUUGAUUCAGAUAAAUAUUGGCAGACUGUAACUAAUCGAUUGUCUACAGAUCCUGAAUUAAAUGAUCUGGUGAAAACUAUUUCCGUUCAAUCUAUUUACAUUGAAUUAGAAAUUGAAUAUGCCUUGGAUGCAGUGAUAAGAACACCGUCUUUUGAACUGAAUGAAAUAUCGUCCAGCUUUAGUCAAUCACAAGCAGCAUCAUCGUCACCACCACCAGCUGUAGCUCGUCGAAUUUCUUUAGGAUUUAAAUUAAAAUUAUUAUCAUCAAAUUGUUCUCCAUUGAAUAUGCAUGAUUUAAUGUUAACCUUUGAAGAUGAACCAUUAACAAAUGAAGAUAAUAAAAGUCGGUAUCAGUUGAAUUCAAAACUUAAUGGACAUUUAUUUGGUGAAAAAAUUCAAGCUCAAACAUUUCUGUAUGGAACUGUUGAAGCAAAUUUGUCGUAUUCAUUUCUACCUCAGUUGGUUAUGAAGCCUGAAGAUGUUUUAAAUUAUCGUCUUGAAUUAGAGUUGAAAGAAACAUGGAGUGAUAAAAAGGAAAGUUUAAAAACACCAGUUCGUCUGAGUAGUUCAUGGCUACAGUAUUCAUUACCACUGAGAAUGAAUAGUCUUUCAAGGCGUAAAUCAUCUAUCUCAACUUCAAAUGUUCCGUUUAAAUUUUCAAGUGAUGCAACAUUAUCUUCACAAAGAUCUAUUCCUUUAAAUUUUGAUUCAAAUGAAUUCGAGGGUUUAGAGAAAGUGUAUCAAAUUCGUUUACCCCUGAAUGGAAUUAGUGACUUGAUAUUUAAUAAUAAAAUGAUGAGACUAAUCAAUACAGAUCGAUUAAAAUCAAAUGAAUUAGGCAUACCAGUACCAGUGAAAAGUGAAGUACCAGGCAAUGUGUUGGAGUCAAAUAUCAAGAUAUUUUGGUUCUCGCGUUUAUAUGCACGUUGGACAUCAUCGAAAUCACCAGAAUCUUAUUCUACCAAUGAUAAUUCUAGAGAGUAUGAACAAACCAGCUUGUGUUCACGUUUUCGUCGUUAUGGUCGAAUAAUUUUAUCAUCACAUCAAUGUCAAGUAGAUCCUAAAUGGCUUCUUAAUGAGAAUCCGUCUAUCCCAUCGACUAAACCAUGGUAUGAAUAUCCAUUUCUUAAUUCUGGCUCAUCUGUUGGUCUUCUUUGGGCACAUAAUAUAUGGAUAGACAUUAGUUUGGAUCCACUUUUUGAAGAGAAAAGUCAAUCCAGAUUACGACAUAUUACCACUAAGAAACUUGAUCCUCAAAGCCAGUUAUGCUUACAAUGCCGUCAAGAGCUUCCUUCAUCACGUCAAUUGAAUAAUAAUAUGAUACGAAGAAUUUCGUCUAUAUUUAAUGAAUCACAACCAAUGGGUCAAGUAAAAAGUUAUAUAAAUGUUCGAAAAUCUGAAAUGGUUUUAGAUUCUCGAAAGAUAUCUAUGCCCGAUCUGAGAUCAUCACAGUCCGGUAAACAAAUCGAUAAAGAUGAUCUGUACACAUCAUCUCGUAUUUGUACUUAUCCGUUGAAUCCUGUUUCUGUGUCUAUCAAAUGUGGCACGAGAAGUAAUUUAUUUCGAAAUAUUCGUAUCCAAAAUGAUCCACAAGUAAUAAAUUCUGAUGGUAAUAAUACUCCUCAAGAUAAUACAUCAAAUACUUCAAAUGAGACGAUCGAUCCAACGAAUGAAUUUCGAAUAGAACGUGUAUGGAUGGGUCCAGCUGUAUAUAGACAUGUACAACACAUCAGUGAAGAUGAUUCUGAAUCAACUCAAACAACACUGUUAGGACCAUUGAUUGAAGGGAUAGACUAUGCGUUUGUUGGACAAGCAUCGGGCAGUAUUGGUAUCUCUGUCCCUCACUCGCCAUCAUCGCCUAGUCACAAACCCAAAUCUAUAGUCAGUUCUAUUGUAUUUUUACGUCCUGGAAAAUUUUGGGUUUGUGGAUUACUCGGGGUUCUACCACAGUCAUCUGAGCUAUCAAUGACAAAAGAUGGACAAAUACCUAAAGGAUUUCGUCUACCCUCAGUGCACAGUGUUGAAACAAUACGUUAUUCCCCAAAUGGUAUAUAUAUUCAUGUACUUGAUUCGUAUAUUCAUUAA